UUUCAGUGUCGGAAGAACCCUGUUCGCACUGACGUAACACGAUCGUGUCGGACAACCCGAGCGCUUUCCGAUGAGCUUACUCCUGUGGAUGCUGCUGCUGUUCGUGGGCUUCGUGGCGGCGCUAGCCAGCAGCGCCAAACUGCGAAAAAACGCCUUCAUUUGGUUCUCAUACGUAACCAUCACAGGCUGGUAUUACUGCCGUGUGCUGCACAAAAAAUACGUGGGCAACAGCGACAACAAGGCUGGUGGCGCAUCGCCACCCCCGAGCGCCAGUGGAACUAACAAGAAAGAAAUGAUCUCCCCAUCGCGAGCCGCCGAGGGCCGGCGCGAUCCGGACUUGGUCUACUUUGAGUCGCGUGAGGUGGUCGAGCGGCGCCAGCAGCAAGACAGAAUCGAGCGCAGCGGAGUGUUCGAACGCUCAAGCCGCAUGAGUGAUUCAGGGUCGAGUGGCGGCUCAGAUGUCGGCGAUGCGACUCCCAGUAAGCGUAAGGGAAUCCUUCUCCACAGCCGUCGCAAGGUUGCGGCGGAGGAGUCCGUGAGACGCGUGAGCGAUGCCAGCUCCGCGGAUCUGCUCACCAACUCGGGCGUGUCCGAGGCCAACGACCCCACCACGUCCACACGCAACACACGCAACGGCGCCACUAGAAGAACGUAUACUGGGCGGAAGAAGCCUGAGUCUUGGGCGGAUUAAUUAGCUGGCUAAGGCAAAGUUGCGGACCGAAGCACGAGGGAAGAGAUGUAAAACCAAAGAAAAAUUGUAUGGUCA
Messenger RNA from Phytophthora infestans T30-4, 766 nucleotides. RefSeq lists its product as uncharacterized. Lineage: Eukaryota; Oomycota; Peronosporomycetes; Peronosporales; Peronosporaceae. The transcript has a single exon. The coding region runs from base 293 to 691 and encodes 132 amino acids. The record is from RefSeq and is a predicted model, not a curated record.